AUGCAACCUCAAGGUGUCCCAAAUAGUAUGAAAGCUGUUGUCAUUGAUGAUGGUAACGCUUUUGUGAAAACUGAUGUUCCAGUAGCAACCUAUAUUCCAGAAGGUCAUAUGCUAAUUAAAACAGCUGCUGUUGCAUUGAACACAUCUGAAUGGAAACAUAUUGACUAUAAAUUGGCCAAAAAGGGGGCUAUUAUGGGUUGUGAUGUUGUUGGUGAAGUUAUACUUCUAGGAUCACCAACUUUCUCAGAAUUUGCAAGGAGGGAUUCUAGCGGUGAUGAAAUUGUUCAACAGGAAUUUAAAGUUGGUGAUUUUGUCUAUUCUUUUGUUCAUGGUUCUUCUAAUAGAACUCCUGACAAUGGUGCCUUAGCAGAAUAUGUUGUCGUCGACUCUGCAACUACUCUUCUUGCUUCAACGGAUUGGAAAUCUGUUGGAAAAUCUGUAGAUUUCAUUGCACCAGGUCCUGUGAAGUCAUUGGAAGCAGCUGUCUCUUUACCUGUUUCAUUAACUACUGCUGGUGGUAUAUUGUUUCAUGAUUUAAGGAACAGAUUGGAAUGGGAACCAAUAAAAUCCCAAAAUGAUUUCCCAUUAUUAGUUUGGGGUGGUGCUACUGGUGUUGGACUAUUGACUAUUCAAUUGGCUAAGAGAACUCAUUCAUAUAGUAAGAUUAUUGCUGUCGCUUCCAAGAAACAUGAAGCGUUAUUAAAGGAAUUUGGCGCCGAUGACGUCUUUGAUUAUCAUGAUAAGGAUGUCGUUCAACAAAUAAAGAGUAAAUAUAAUAAUAUUCAACAUUUGAUUGAUGCUGUUUCAGAACAAUAUACAAUUAGACAAGUAUACCAAUGUGCAGCUGAUGACUUACCCGUUACCAUUAUGCAACUUGUAUUUUUAACGAUUAACGAUAUUCCAACGGAGAUUCGUAGGGAUAAUGUAAAGAUUAUCAGUACUUUAAUAUAUUCAGUAACUGGUUAUGAAGUUAAGAUUGGAGAAUAUACAUUCCCUCCAAAUCCAAUCUAUAGAAGAGAUGUCUCCAAGUUUAUUAAUUUUAUUGCACCAAAAAUUCAACAAGGUGGUAUCUCUAAUAUGCCAGUGAAGAUCUGUAAAAAUGGUUUAGAUGAUGUCCCUGGAUUGAUUGAUAAAUUAAGAAAGGGAGAGGUCAGGGGCGAAAAACUUGUUACCAUUUUAUAA
Messenger RNA from Maudiozyma barnettii, 1182 nucleotides. RefSeq names its product zinc-binding alcohol dehydrogenase family protein. Gene Ontology annotation, molecular function: oxidoreductase activity, acting on NAD(P)H. Bases 1 to 1182 code for a protein of 393 amino acids. NCBI's taxonomy places the organism in Eukaryota, Fungi, Ascomycota, Saccharomycetes, Saccharomycetales, Saccharomycetaceae. The transcript has a single exon. The record is from RefSeq and is a predicted model, not a curated record.